Lathyrus sativus (Indian pea) is the source of this 1035-nucleotide messenger RNA. NCBI's taxonomy places the organism in Eukaryota, Viridiplantae, Streptophyta, Magnoliopsida, Fabales, Fabaceae. The record is from the annotation of a GenBank genome assembly.
AUGGUAGUACAAGACAUGUUUUACUUCAACAAGGACAUUCUUGUUAUAAAGUCUCAGAAGAAAUCACCCAUGUUGUUAAGGAUGUCUUUGUUGAUGUUUUCAAUGGUGUGUGGUGUUUUUGUAUUCUAUGCUUGUUUGAAACAAACAAGUAUUCAUGCUAGAACUAUACUUCUUGAGUUGCAACAAAUUGAGAAGCCUUCUAGGAAUAUUUUCAACCUAUUAGACAUUUCUAACCUACAUUAUCCUAAUCCUGUGUCUUUUAAUAGGAGUGAGUGUGCUCAAAAUCCGAUUCGGUUGUUUGCUAUAUUGACGAAUCAAAGAUCGGGAAGUGGUUGGUUUGAGACCCUUUUGAAUAGUCAUAUGAAUGUAAGCUCGAACGGGGAGAUAUUUUCGGUUGCGGAAAGACGAGUAAAUGUAUCUACUAUAGUUAAGACUUUAGAUGAAAUUUACAACUUGGAUUGGCUCAAUAGUGCUUCCAAGAAUGAGUGUUCUGCUGCAAUUGGUUUGAAGUGGAUGCUUAAUCAGGGAUUAUUGGAGCACCCUAAGGAAAUAGUCGAUUACUUCAACUGCAGAGGCGUUUCCGUCAUUUUUCUUUUCCGGAGAAACUUGUUGCGCCGAGUGGUAUCGACGCUUGCCAAUUCGUAUGACCGUUAUGCUAAGCUAUUGAAUGGCACUCAUAAGUCUCAUGUUCAUUCUAAAGAAGAGGCUGAUACGCUUUCAAAGUACAAGCCUACCAUAAAUUCGACGUCGUUGCUGGCUGAUCUGAAUGAUAUGGAGAGAAAAGCUGCAACAGCACUAGAAUACUUCAACACCACAAGGCAUAUGAUUUUGUACUACGAGGAUCUUAUCAGAAAUCGAACCAAGCUAAAAGAGGUGCAAGAGUUUUUAGGAUUGCCGGUAAUAGAAUUAACGAGCCGUCAAGUGAAGAUACAUAAAGGACCAUUAUCAGAACACAUUAGAAACUGGGAUGAAGUUGCCAACAAGCUCAAAGGAACUUCUUACGAAAGUUUUCUACAGGCCGACUAUUCUUCAUAA